This is a messenger RNA of Musca domestica (house fly), 3142 nucleotides long. Its product is annotated as beta-arrestin-2-like. Gene Ontology annotation, molecular function: G protein-coupled receptor binding. The transcript is spliced from 2 exons. Gene Ontology annotation, cellular component: cytoplasm. The record is from RefSeq and is a predicted model, not a curated record. Bases 1 to 894 code for a protein of 297 amino acids. Gene Ontology annotation, biological process: G protein-coupled receptor internalization; signal transduction. NCBI's taxonomy places the organism in Eukaryota, Metazoa, Arthropoda, Insecta, Diptera, Muscidae.
AUGGAUGUAACUCACUUUCUUUUUCUUUCAGGUGAACAUAUCGAUGAUAAACCACACAAACGUAAUUCGGUACGCUUAACAAUACGCAAAGUAAUGUAUGCUCCGUCCAAAGCGGGCGAACAACCAUCCAUUGAGGUUAGCAAAGAAUUUAUGAUGAAACCAAAUAAAAUUCAUUUGGAGGCAAGUCUCGACAAGGAACUGUAUCAUCAUGGGGAAAAAAUUUCGGUGAAUGUUCACGUGGCGAACAAUUCGAAUCGUACGGUUAAGAAAAUUAAAGUAUGUGUACGACAAUUUGCCGAUAUCUGCCUAUUUUCGACGGCGCAAUAUAAAUCCGUUGUGGCUGAAACUGAAUCCGAAGAUGGUUGCCAGGUAUUGCCCGGUUUUACAUUAUCAAAAGUAUUCGAGCUGUGUCCACUGCUUGCCAAUAACAAGGACAAGUGGGGCCUGGCACUGGACGGUCAAUUGAAACACGAAGAUACAAAUCUAGCAUCAAGUACACUCAUAACAAAUCCAGCCCAGCGUGAAAGUUUGGGUAUUAUUGUACACUAUAAGGUGAAGGUGAAAUUGCUUAUAAGUGGUCCAUUAAUGGGUGGUGAUUUGGUGGCUGAAUUACCGUUCACUUUGAUGCAUCCCAAACCUGAGGAAGAAGAAAAUCCACUGUUGAGUGACAAAUCACCGCGUCAAAGUAUACGCGGUGAUGCCCAGCUGGUACAGAUCGGUAAUGAUGAUAGCAGCAGCAAUACCGGUGCCAAUAACAACAGUGCAACAGGUGGUGUGCAAGAAGUACCAACCACAAAUCUAAUUCAACUGGACGACGAUGAUGCCCAAGAUGAUGAUAUAAUAUUUGAAGAUUUUGCACGUCUUCGAUUAAAAGGUGCCGAAACGGAGGCCUAAAUGUGUCUGUCCAAACAAACAACAAAGCCAUAUGCCAUUUAUAGUAAUGAAUGAAAACUACGUGUAUUAUCCAUCAUAGAUUCUAUUUCCACAGAACAUUCUCUGUUGCAACAAAGAAAAACAAAUGUUUUUUGAUUUUAAUCAUCAAACACAUGCUGAAAUUGGUGUUAGUAGAUACCCCCAUCCAACAAACUCCAACUUUAGAGAAACUUGAACUUUGUGUUUUCUGCAUAUUUUACAUCACUCUGAUUGGAUAGAUUUUUAUGUUAUAGACAAAAUAUUACUGUAGGCAAAUCGAUUUUUUAAAUAUUCAAUGUGAGCAAACCAUUGUUGGAAAUUCUAGAAAGUAAAUAUUUAAUCAUAGCUAGUAUAUAUGUAUUUGACGAUACUACGAAUCUCAGGGCACAGCAUUUUUGCGAGUUGCAUGAUGUUCGAAAAUAUAAUAAAUAACGUUUUUAUUUUUUGGAAAAACUAUUGAAAUGAUUAAAGGAAAAUUGUCUAUAUAUUUUGUUAUUAAAUGAAAUUUAUGAUCUAGAGGUCAUCUGCAAUUUGUAAAAUACCUUCAGUUGGCUAUUGAAUACCUAGAGGCAAUGUAUUCUCAAUAGGGGAACUUUCGUAAUAGAAGACCCUAAGGAAAGACAACGAAGUAUGAUAUUCCUUGUGGAAUAACUAUAGUUAUUCUUGGAGCUAUUCUAUUUGAGAAGCAUGCUGUUGCAUAUAAGAAAGGUUUACAGCCUUAAAUGAUUGUGUAUUCUACUUCAUAUAUCAGAGUAGAAGACCAAUGAGGCUCCUUCUGUUUUUAGUAGAUUUAAUAGUGUUCUGUGGUCUAUAGAAGACCUGAUGGCAGAUUAUUGUAUACAGAAGAUCAUUAUUUGAUACUGUCUACGUUGUAAUAAAUAUCCUGAUACAGAGUGAUGUAAAAUGUUAUAAAGUCGUUUACACAUGAAGUUUGCCUUCUUUCAAACUUGAUUUUUCUUUUGUAUAGGAACUACAUAAAAAAACUAAAACAGCGAAUGUUUCAAAGUCUAUGUUUUCUUUUUCGUAAACGUCUAAGCUAGAUAAACCUGAGAAAAGCAGAAGGAGACGAAAGAAAUGUUAACAACAUAAAUUAGAAAUUACAUGAUAACACACAAAAGCAUUCGAUGUCCAUGUUGAUGAUCCCCUAGUAGUAUGAACUGUACGUACAUAUGUCACACACAUGCAAUUGAAUUCAAUUAAUUAUUUUAAAUAUUAUAUAAAACAAAUGUAUGUAUAUGAUGUCCUUGUCACCUAGUGUUUAAGUUAUAAUUUAUGCUAUCAAAUCUACAAACCUACCUAUCUAUCUGUCAAUCAACUGUCAACUGCUAUGUUUCAUUUAUGUUUUCAAUACUGUAAAAAAAAAGAAAGGAAUGGAAAAUAUAUAAAUUAUAAACACACUAUAAACAAAAGAUAAUUUAUAAAUUAUGUAAUACGAAAUUAUCUGCCGCUUUUAUGCUGUAUAUUAUAUGUACAUUACAAGAACAACUAUUACUACUAUUGCUACUAUUACUCUUACUACAGAGAGAUGUUUUGUUUGUUAUCUAUGCAAAUAUGCAUAUAUCAUAGCUACAUAAAAUAUACAUAUUCUACUCCCAGAAGAAAAAAAAAACACACACACACAUUAAAUAUACUCGGCAAUACUCUGACAAAAAAAAAAUUAAACUAAAAACGAAAAUAAUAUAAAAAAUUCUACUCUUACCAUAGUUGUAAAAAAUCAUCAUAACAUUUUUAUUUUUUUUGGAAUAAUUAGACCAAAGUAACGAAAAAAUUUUUGUAUAACAUUCAUGUUGAUAUAAAUAAUUUGCUUUCCAAAAUUAUAUCCAAUUGUUGUUACUUUUUAUCUAAAGCAAGGAACUAGUGGAAAUUCACUAACUACCAUACCACCAACCACCAUCAACACCUUACUUAUUGCAUACACCAUUAAAUUUCAAAAUAAAAUACAAAGAGCUUUAAUAAUUAUAUAUAUUUAAUGAGAAGAAGAAAAAACAUAAAACCUACAAAAAUAAUAAAACAAAAUAAACAUAUUAUAUGUUGUAUAUUUUUUCAAAAUUUUAUUUUGUAUAAAAUAACAGCCUUAUUUAUAAUUCUAUUUUAAUGAAAUUCAAACGUCGUAUACUGAAACAUACAUGCAUUUCGGCGCAUUUUCCGGAUAUUUAUUUUAAACGAAACACCAACAAAUACAUACAACAACAACAAAGAAUAAAAACACACAAUAACAUAUAUAUAGAAA